This is a messenger RNA of Epinephelus moara (kelp grouper), 3717 nucleotides long. RefSeq names its product taste receptor type 1 member 1-like. Gene Ontology annotation, biological process: G protein-coupled receptor signaling pathway. The coding region runs from base 1 to 3717 and encodes 1238 amino acids. Gene Ontology annotation, cellular component: membrane. The record is from RefSeq and is a predicted model, not a curated record. The transcript is spliced from 10 exons. Lineage: Eukaryota; Metazoa; Chordata; Actinopteri; Perciformes; Serranidae. Gene Ontology annotation, molecular function: G protein-coupled receptor activity.
AUGAAACCAUUUCUUGUUUCUUUGUGUCUCCUGGGAACUUUUCUCCAUGCCUUGGCUCAAUGCACCUCAGAGUUUCAUCUUGAAGGAGAUUAUUUGUUGGGUGGACUUUUUGAUAUUCAUCAUGACACCCCUGUUUAUCAUAACAGACCAGAAGCCAUCGACUGCUCCAGUAAACCCUUCAUUCAUUCAAGCUAUCGAAGGUUUCAGGUGAUGAGAUUCUCUGUAGAGGAAAUCAAUAACUCCACCAGCCUCCUGCCAAAUGUAUCUCUUGGCUAUGAGAUAUUUGACCACUGCUCAGAUACGCACAAUUUCCCAGGUUUUUUCAACCUCAUCUCCGUCAACGGCUUGAUCCAACCUUGGGGUGAACCACAAAAGAAUCUGUCCAAAAUGAUAGCACUGGUCGGCACUUAUACGAGCCCUAAGGCCCUGACUGUAGCCCCUCUCUUCAUGAUGAAUCUCAUUCCUAUGGUCAGUUAUGCAGCUUCCAGUUCUAUCUUUUCAAGAAAAGAGAUGUUUCCCUCUUUCCUUCAAACAGUGCAUACCAAUCAAGACGUCGUAAAGGCAGUUGUUGACAUUGUGCAGCACUUCAACUGGCGCUGGAUUGCUUUCCUCUACAUUGAUGGGGAUUAUGGCAUCAAUGGACUGUACUUGCUCAUAGAAAGGAUAAAGGACACUGAGAUCUGCCUUCCGUACACCAAAGCCCUGAAUCACGACACAGAUCACUCUCAAAUAUUCAAACAGAUAGAGGCACAGAGGAUAGGUGUCAUUAUUGUUUUUGCUCCUGAAUGGACUGUUGAAGCUCUCAUUGAGUCAGCAAUACAACUAAACAUUACCAACAAAGUGUGGAUAGCAGUGGAUGCGUGGUCCUUGAACAAGAAGCUCCCCAAGAAGAAAGGAAUCAAAAAUAUUGGGACUGUAAUUGGGGUUGCUGAGCCAAGACUGACAAUUCCUGGUUUCAGUGAUUUUAUCCAUUCUUCCAGAAGCCAGGCUCAUUGUGAAAACACAGAGCAAAAUAUGUUUUGUAAUCAGGAUUGCAACUGCAGCAGCCUGAGUGCAGAAGAUGUCAUCGCUGCAGAUCCAUCUUUUAAUUUUCCUGUUUAUACUGCUGUAUACGCCAUCACUCACGCCUUACACAAUAGCGCCCAAACGGUGUCUUGCUGCUGCUGCGUCUUCUACCACGAUCUACGGAGCCAUCAGAUCAAGGUGACGGUGUGUUUCGUACCCAAAUGUCACCAUUCCAACAAGAACAGACUUGUAGUGGUUUUCACCACGCUUAAGGCUUUUGUCCUCUCCUUGGAAGAAGGCAGUGAAGUGUACCAGAGACACAGCCAUGUUCCGACAAUGAAACAUUUUCUUGUUUCUUUGUGUCUCCUGGGAAGUUUUCUCCAUGCUUUGGCUCAAUGCACCUCGGAGUUUCAUCUUGAGGGAGAUUACAUGUUGGGUGGAGUUUUUGAUGUUCAUCAUAGCGACCCUGUUAAUCAUGAGAGACCAAGAGCCAUCAGCUGCUACAGUGAACACUUACUUAAUUCAAGCUAUCGAAGGUUUCAGGUGAUGAGAUUCUCUGUAGAGGAAAUCAAUAACUCCACCAGCCUCCUGCCAAAUGUAUCUCUCGGCUAUGAGAUAUUUGACCACUGCUCAGAUACGCACAAUUUCCCAGAUUUUUUAAACCUCAUCUCCGUCGACGGCUUGAUCCAACCUUGGGGUGAACCACACAAGAAUCUGUCCAAAGUGAUAGCACUGGUCGGCGCUUCUACAAGCACUGAAGCACGGACUGUGGCCCCUCUCUUCAUGAUGAAUCUCAUUCCUAUGGUCAGUUAUGCAGCUUCCAGUUCUAUCUUUUCAAGAAAAGAGAUGUUUCCCUCUUUCCUUCAAACAGUGCAUACCAAUCAAGACGUCGUAAAGGCAGUUGUUGACAUUGUGCAGCACUUCAACUGGCGCUGGAUUGCUUUCCUCUACAUUGAUGGGGAUUAUGGCAUCAAUGGACUGUACUUGCUCAUAGAAAGGAUAAAGGACACUGAGAUCUGCCUUCCGUACACCAAAGCCCUGAAUCACGACACAGAUCACUCUCAAAUAUUCAAACAGAUAGAGGCACAGAGGAUAGGUGUCAUUAUUGUUUUUGCUCCUGAAUGGACUGUUGAAGCUCUCAUUGAGUCAGCAAUACAACUAAACAUUACCAACAAAGUGUGGAUAGCAGUGGAUGCGUGGUCCUUGAACAAGAAGCUCCCCAAGAAGAAAGGAAUCAAAAAUAUUGGGACUGUAAUUGGGGUUGCUGAGCCAAGACUGACAAUUCCUGGUUUCAGUGAUUUUAUCCAUUCUUCCAGAAGCCAGGCUCAUUGUGAAAACACAGAGCAAAAUAUGUUUUGUAAUCAGGAUUGCAACUGCAGCAGCCUGAGUGCAGAAGAUGUCAUCGCUGCAGAUCCAUCUUUUAAUUUUCCUGUUUAUACUGCUGUAUACGCCAUCGCUCAUGCCUUACACAAUGUCCUGCAAUGUGGAGCUGGCAGAUGUAAUAACAACAUUACAGUGUACCCACACAUGGUUCUUGCAGAGCUGAAGAAGUCAAACUUCACACUGUUCAACCACAGUAUUCAGUUCGAUGAGAAUGGUGACCCCAGCUACGGAUUCUAUUCUAUAGUCUUCUGGAACCAAAGUGGUGAUGCAGAGGAGAUCGGCUUUUAUCAUUUUUAUCCACCGUUUAACUUUUUCAUCAACGAAAGCAAAAUUCAGUGGCACACAAAUGGAGAAGAUCCCUACAAGUGCAUCGCCUGUAAGGAGACAGAAUGGUCUGCAGCAGGAAGUACAUCAUGCAAUCUGCGGGUGGUGGAGUACAUCCCAUUCACAGACAGUGGAGCCAUACUGAUCAUGAUCGGGGCCUGGGCAUUUGUGGGCCUCACACUAGCCAUGUCUGUUCUCUUUGCCAUCAACUACAACACACCUGUUGUCAGAUCUGCUGGGGGACCAAUGUGCUUCCUGAUUUUAGGCUGCCUCAGUCUGUGUAGUCUCAGUGUGUUCUUUUACUUUGGUAAGCCAACAACCUCCUUCUGUAUCUUAAGGUUCUUACCAUUUCUGUUGUUCUACACUGUUUGUCUAGCAUGUUUUGUUGUGCGCUCAUUUCAGAUUGUUUUCAUUUUCAAAAUAGCUGUCAGGUUCCACAAGAUCAGCAGCUGGUGGAUGAAAUAUCACGUACAAUGGCUGGUCAUCACUGUGGCAUUUGUUACACAGGCAGUCUUACUUAUUAUUGGCUAUACUUAUGCUCCCCCCAGACCCUACCAUGAAUUUUCAUCCCCAAACAAAAUCAUACUUGGUUGUGACAUUAAUCUCAAAGAAUUUUCAUCCCCAGACAAAAUCAUACUUGGUUGUGACAUUAAUCUCAAAGCAUCCUCUGGUUCUGUGGUUUUAGUUCUAUCUUUGUGCUCCCUUUGCUUCAUUUUCUCCUACAUGGGUAAAGACCUCCCAAAAAACUACAAUGAGGCCAAAGCCAUAACCUUCUGCCUGCUCCUUCUGAUCCUCACCUGGAUCAUCUUUGCCACUGUGUACAUUCUUUACCGUGGCAAGUACAUCCCAACACUGAAAGCUCUGGCGGUACUCUCCAGUCUCUACUCCUUUCUGUUGUUUUAUUUCCUCCCAAAAUGUUACAUCAUCAUUUUUCAAUCGUACAAAAACACGCAGGAAUACUUUCAAGGUCUCAUUCAGAGUUAUACCAUGACAGUCAGCUCGUAG